AUGGUUUCUCUCGCACAACGGCUGGGUAAAUGGUGCCAGUUUCGUUUCAAAAAUCUGACGCUCAAUGUCCCUAUCACAAAAAUCACAAAUACUGGAACCCUUAGUCUACUAUUCAAGGACAAGGACGAAUACGAGAUGAAAGAUGUAGACGGGCCAUCUGGUCGCGUCUUUGUGGAGUAUAUAAUGUCACACACUUAUGAAGUCGACUACGAGACCGCAGAGGAAGACGAGGAUAUGGCUUUGAGAGAGUACAAGAUUGCACUCAAGGCCUGGGCUAUCGGAUGCAUGUAUAACAUCGAUGGUCUAGUUGUCCUAGCCAGCGGCCAUGCUGUCAAGUUGGCUGAGCUCCUGCAUCCUGUUCCGGCACUGGUGGCGACAGUUGAUACUCCCUUGGUGAUGGAGCAUAUCACCGGCAUCAUCCACGGAAUCGACUAUUUAACUGAGAGGCUCCUGCAGACCGUGACAAGACAAGGGGCGACAGAUCUUCUCUUGCUCGUGCAACCUCCCAAAACAGUGGGUUGGCUGUGGGCGACGAUCCAGUUGAUGCGGAAAGCCCACGGUUUAGGUCUGGAACGAGGCUGGUAUCUGAUUCGUGAGACCCUUCCAACCCUUAUGCCGGGAUUGCAAGAAUGUCUGCCGCUUCUACAAGAAAUCAGACAACUCACACGAGAAAUUGAGUAUGGGGCUCCUGAAGCUAUUGACCCCUUCGAUGACGAUGACGAUGCCGUGGAGCACGCUCCGAAUCCAUUCAAUCACUGGAUCCCAGAUGCCAAGCUCAAAUGUGGAAAAGUCAUGCGCGCCAUGGUCAGAAACUUCAACAGUAGUCAGAAGAUCGGCACCCGCAAUAAGGAGAAGCCGGCCGAGAGGGACAACUACUUUUUUACUAUUCAUUCUAUUUCAUCAGAUCAUCUUGAAGAUGAUAAAAGGACAACAAGCUCCUUCAAACAUGAAGCUCAGCAUCUCAUUCCAGACGAGAGCACAUGCAGCUGGAACUGUCCCCGCCCCUUCUCACAUUUGGGAGUGAGACAAGGGGUAUAG
This is a messenger RNA of Fusarium tjaetaba, 1038 nucleotides long. RefSeq lists its product as uncharacterized. The coding region runs from base 1 to 1038 and encodes 345 amino acids. The transcript has a single exon. The record is from RefSeq and is a predicted model, not a curated record. Lineage: Eukaryota; Fungi; Ascomycota; Sordariomycetes; Hypocreales; Nectriaceae.